UCUCCCCUUCUCCUCAACCAUCCAUCUUCGAAACUCCUCAUAAAUUUCAACAAUGGCAAUUUUCACUAAACCAAAGUUUUUGUUUCUCUUCUUCUUCAUCCUCUCUUUGUUCCUCGCAUCUCAAUGCGAUGAUCAAAACCCUUCCGCUAGGCGUGAGCUUGAGAGUUGCUUGAUGCAGUGUAAGGCUCAGGGAGAACCCCCUGAACAGCAAUUCUUGUGUCAAAAGAGUUGCAUUUUGCGAUAUGGAAGUGAGGAGAAGGAAACGUUGAAGGAAUUGAUUGAGGGUAUACUGACUAAGCAACGUGACCCUCAGGAGAAAUUGAGAGAAUGCCAACAACGUUGUGAGAGACAACAAAAAGGACAACAGAAGCAGUCGUGCAAACAACGUUGUGAACAGGAGUAUAAGAGAGAACAAGAACAGCAAGGCAAAGGCAAACGUGACCCUGAGCAGAGACAUAGAGAGUGCGUACAGCGGUGCUGGACACAUGAACGCGCUGAAAAAGCAGCACUCUGCCAAGAUCGUUGUGACCAGGAGUUCGAAAGAGAGAAAAAACAACACCGUGGCGAGGAGGAGACCAGAGAUGAAAAUAAAGGACGUGGCAAACGUGACCCUGAGGAGAGACUGAGAGAGUGCAUACAGCGGUGCGCGACAAGUACACGUGCUGGAGAUUUCACACCGUGCGCACGACGUUGUGACCAGGAGUACCGAGGAGAGAAAGGACAACAUGGUGGCCAGGAGGAGACCGGAGAUGAAAAUCAAGGGCGAGGAAAACGUGACCCCGAGGAGAGAUUCAGAGAGUGCCAACAAAGAUGCCAGACACAAGAAGAGGGCCAACAACAGAGAGAGUGCCAACAACGUUGUCAACAAGAGUACAAAAGAGAGAAAGAACAACAACAGCAUGGCCAGGAGGAGACCGGAGAUGAAAAUCAAGGACGUAGCAAACGUGACCCAGAGCAGAAAUUCAAAGAAUGCAUACAUUGGUGCGGGACACAUACACGCGCUGGAGAUUUCAGACCGUGUGCAGACAGUUGUCGACAAGAGAGAGAGAAAGAACAACGGCCCGGCCAGGACUCUGGAGAAGAAGAUUCUAACCCACAAAAAAGAGAAGAGAAUAAUCCCUACUUAUUCGAAUCUCAAAGGUUCAGGUCUCCAUUUAGAACAGGUCAAGGUCAUUUGCGCAUCGUCGAGAAAUUCACUCAAAGAUCUGAACUUUUCCGAGGAAUAGAAAAAUACCGUGUUGCGGUCCUUGAAUUUGAGCCUCAAUCUUUCAUGGUGCCUAAUCACUGUGACGGUGAAACCAUAUAUGUUGUGGCUAGAGGGCAAGGAAUAAUUAGUAUAGCAGAACAAGAUGCAAAGUACUACUUCACCUUGGAGAAGGCGCAUGUAAUGAGAGUGCCGGCUGGUGCGACAAUUUACUUCGUCAACAGAGAUAAAAAUGAAAAGCUCGUUGUUUACGUGCUGGUCAAGUCCAUCGAUGCCCCUGGCCAAGCUCAGGAAUACUUUAGUGGAGGUGGUCAAAAUCCAGAAUCCUUCUACAGAGCAUUCAGCAGCGAUAUCCUGGAGAAGGCGUUCAAUACCCGAAGGGACAGGUUAGAGAGGCUAUUUGGACAACAAAGCCAGGGGCCAGUAAUCAAAGCCAGUGAAGAGCAAAUUAGAGCUAUUAGCCGAUACGCUUCGCUCCCAACUAAGCAUAGUAUAGGCGAAAUCAGAGGUCCAUUCAAUCUGUUGCAAGGAAGCCCGUUGUUCGAGAGCAGAUUUGGACAGUUCUUUGAAGCAUCUCCAGAAAAUUUCGAGCAGUUGAGGGACUUGGAUGUUGCUGUUGGUUACAUGAACAUCAACCAAGGUGGAAUGGUACUACCAUACUACAAUACAAAGUCAACAAGGUUGGUAAUGGUUUUAGAAGGAAACGGUCGCUUUGAAAUGGCAUGUCCUCAUCUUGGUAGUCAGAAACAAGGACAAGGGUCUCGCGGAGAAGAAAGGGGGCAAGAAGAACAAGAACAAGAUGCAAACGUACAUUAUCAGAAAGUUCGCGGUAAUCUAAACGUUGGUGACCUUUUGGUAGUCCCUGCAAGCCAUCCUAUUACCUUUAUAGCAACCGGAGGCUCAAAUCUCAGGAUGGUUGGUUUUGGAAUCAAUGCUCAGAACAACAAAAAGAGCUUCCUUGCUGGUAAGCAAAACAUAUGGAGAAAUGUGGAUAGGGAAGCAAAAGAAUUGUCAUUCAACAUGCCAGGAAGAGAGGUAGAAGAGAUCUUCCAAAAGCAAGACCAAUCCUACUUUGUGACAGGGCCAGGGCAGCAGAGGGAGAAGGGUGAACAAGGAAAAAGGGGACAAGAACUAAAUUUGUCUUCAAUUUUGGACUUUGUUUUCUAAAUUAUAGAUGCAAGUGUGAGAGCUUUGUGACUAAAUAAUGAAUAGGCUCCUAAGCUAAAAGAGUGAUAUUACUACUAAUGUAACUCCCUACUUGAAUAAAUGUGUCUUAAGAGUUGCAAAGGCCAGUUUUUGGCCUUUUUUGUAGUAUCAACUAUCUUGUGUGUAAUGUAACUUUUGCAUAACAAAUAAAACUUCUUGCUGUGAUAA
Capsicum annuum is the source of this 2578-nucleotide messenger RNA. Its product is annotated as vicilin Cor a 11.0101. Lineage: Eukaryota; Viridiplantae; Streptophyta; Magnoliopsida; Solanales; Solanaceae. The transcript is spliced from 7 exons. The record is from RefSeq and is a predicted model, not a curated record. Bases 53 to 2371 code for a protein of 772 amino acids.